GUAAGAGAUUUAUUUGUAAUUGUUGAAAUUAAUCUAUUUCUCAAAGAUGCCUCGUGGAACACUUCAUGUUAAUUUGAUAUGUGCUAAAGGCCUUAGCAACAAUGAUUUUCUCACCAAUGUAGAUCCUUAUGUUAUUCUCACAUAUCGGUCACAGGAGCACAAAAGCAGUGUGUCACAAGGUGCUGGAUCCAACCCAAAGUGGAAUGAGGUAUUUCUUUUUACAGUUUCUGAUGAUGUUUGUGAAAUUGAUAUGAAAUUAAUGGAUGAAGAUAGUUUUACUCAAGAUGAUUUUCUUGGCAGGGCAAUAAUUCCUUUCCAUUCAGUGUUUUAUGAGGGUAUCAUCCCAACAGCUGUUUACAGUGUAGUUAAUGACAAUAAAGAAUAUUGUGGAGAAAUUCAUGUGGCUUUCACUUUUACUCCUGAGGAAUGUUUGUGAUGCGAUCCAACUCUCAUAGAAGACUCGAGUAAAAUUAAGAUGAGAUAAAAGAGCAAGGCUCAAGUAAAGUUAAGCAUAUCUGAAAGCGUUUAGGGUGGAUGAAGGAUUAUCAUGUUUACAUAUAUGAUUUUUGUAAUUUUAUAUUAUUUCUAUUCAACAAUUGAUGCUAGUUUGUUAUGUGUUGUUAAGGGCCAAUAAAAUAUUAUGUGAUCAUUCACUCUUGAGAGAAUUUAUGUGGAUCGAUAUAUUUUAGUUAGAUGAUAGGAAGUGAUGUGGGGUUUUCAGUUGUCUUUUUAUUAGAUUAGUCGUUUAUUUCA
Lathyrus oleraceus (garden pea) is the source of this 753-nucleotide messenger RNA. RefSeq names its product elicitor-responsive protein 3. The transcript is spliced from 5 exons. The record is from RefSeq and is a predicted model, not a curated record. Bases 47 to 436 code for a protein of 129 amino acids. NCBI's taxonomy places the organism in Eukaryota, Viridiplantae, Streptophyta, Magnoliopsida, Fabales, Fabaceae.